AUGGAAAAAGAGAGGUUUAACAAUGGAAAUUCUAUUUUGUUUCUAAUGGCCUGUUAUGAAACUACAGCAAGCGCUAUGACUUGUAUUGCAUAUAACCUGGCGACAAACCCAGAGUGUCAGGAUAAAUUAAUACAGGAAAUUGACACAGUUCUAGGACAAUCAAACAGAAUCAAUUCUGAGGUGGACGGAGUGAAGAUUCCACCCAACACUGAACUGAUUUUCCCCAUUUUUGCGAUACACAGAAAUCCUAAAUAUUGGCCAGAACCGGAGAAAUUCGAUCCUGAACGGUUUACCCCAGAAAAUAAAGAGAGUCGUUAUCUUUACACGUUUCUGCCUUUUGGACAUGGUCCUAGGAACUGUAUAGGACAACGUUUAGCGGGCAUGGACGUUAAAUGUAGCAUUACAUACAUACUUCAACACUACCGGUUUACUAACUGUAGCGAAACGGAGAUUCCCCUCCAGCUGAGAAAAAAUGGCUGACUGAAACCGGCUAAUGACGUUAAACUUAAACUGGAAGAAAGAAAAGUGACACAUUUAAAUAGUGAAACGUAAUAAUAUUUUCGUAAUAUGUAUACUUGUGCUCUGUACUUUAUAAUAUAACAUUUUGCAUCUU
Molecule: messenger RNA, 613 nt
Organism: Saccostrea cuccullata (small rock oyster)
Lineage: Eukaryota; Metazoa; Mollusca; Bivalvia; Ostreida; Ostreidae
Product: cytochrome P450 3A19-like
Exons: 5
Coding region: 1-480 (159 amino acids)
Molecular function (GO): heme binding; steroid hydroxylase activity; oxidoreductase activity, acting on paired donors, with incorporation or reduction of molecular oxygen
Source: RefSeq, a predicted model, not a curated record